GUGAGGGUGAAGACGUUGGGCGGCCCAGCAGUGACGAGCACGUCACGCUGAGGCUGCUGGAGGUGGAGCUUUCGCUUGAUCCACUACGGUCAUUACAAGAACAUGCUUUUUAUCUCCAAUAUAAUGAUAUGGAAAACAAACCCGGCAGCACGGAGAGCAUGGAGGUCAUUAAUGUUGAGGCUGAAUUCUGUCACCGCCGGCUUGUCUUCUGGCCCUGGUUCUUGGGAUAGGUCUGACGGACUCUCUUGUGUUUCUGCUGAAAAGCCUCCUCACAUGCCUGUCAUGCUUAAAGAAGUGCUUCAUUACUUGGACGUCAAGCCAGCUCAGGUGGUCCUGGACAUGACAUUUGGAGGUGGUGGUCAUACCAAAGCAAUACUGAACACGGUUCCUGAAGUCACUGUCCUGGCCUUAGACCGGGACCCUGCAGCUAUUUCUCUGGCCCAGCAGCUGGCCAAAGAGCACUCUGGUCGUGUGAAACCGCUGCUCGGCCGGUUCAGUGAGCUUGAAGCCUUGCUGUCUAACAUGAACAUUAAGUCAGGCAGCAUUGAUGCUGUCCUGUUGGAUGCAGGCUGCUCCUCCAUGCAGAUGGAUCAGGAAGAGAGAGGCUUCUCCCUCAGCAAGGAUGGACCUUUGGAUAUGAGAAUGGACGGAGAGAGGUACCCUGACAUGCCCUGCGCUGCUGACGUUGUGAAUACCUUAGAUCAACAGGCUCUUGCAUCUAUCCUCACUGCAUAUGGGGAAGAAAGACACUCCAGGAAAAUAGCUUCAGCCAUUGUGGAAGCACGCCGUGUCAACCCCAUCACCCGGACACAGCAGCUGGCCAGCGUGGUUGCAGGAGCUUUUCCUCCCAGCGUUCUCUACGCACGUAAAGACCGUCUUCAACGCCGUGCCCACAUUGCAACUAAGACGUUCCAGGCCCUGCGGAUCUUUGUGAACGAUGAGUUGAAUGAAUUGCACAAGGGGCUCUGCGUGGCCCAGUCUGCGCUGAAACCUGGAGGAAGGCUCUGCGUGAUCACGUUUCAUUCGUUGGAGGACAGACUGGUCAAACGUUUCCUGCAGGGGCAUGACUUGUCUAACUUGGAUCGAUACCACUUUAGCCAAAACAAGCAAGGCAGCAGAAAGAAAAAACUGGUGGAUGAGAGCAGUGAACGUAACAAAAGUUCUUACUGGUUUCCUGUAAAAAGAAAAGUGGUCAGUCCAGAAAAAGACGACGUGAGAGAGAAUCCUCGUGGACGAUCUGCUAAACUCCGGAUAGCUCUACGGAGGUAGCUUUCGAACGAUCAUGGAAAAAAAAAAUUGUAUUUCAUAAUGAAAAUUUCAUCUCUUUUUUACUGUGAACACAAUACUGCACACAUAUCUGAGUUUGUUGCCUAGUGAAGCAGUGAAGUGGUUUGUCUUUGAACUGAAAUGUGUAACAGCUUUCGGACCAUUUGGUAACAGAAAAAAGGUGACAGUAUCUGAGCUUUUGCAUCAAGUGAGAAUUAAUGCAAGGCAACAACAUGCUUCAUUUUUGUAAUCUAGUUUUUUAAGAAAAGGAAUAAAAGCCAAAACCUGA
Molecule: messenger RNA, 1555 nt
Organism: Poecilia latipinna (sailfin molly)
Lineage: Eukaryota; Metazoa; Chordata; Actinopteri; Cyprinodontiformes; Poeciliidae
Gene: mettl15
Product: methyltransferase 15, mitochondrial 12S rRNA N4-cytidine
Exons: 6
Coding region: 103-1269 (388 amino acids)
Biological process (GO): rRNA base methylation
Molecular function (GO): rRNA (cytosine-N4-)-methyltransferase activity
Source: RefSeq, a predicted model, not a curated record